GUUCUCUAUGGGAUGUGUGGCUACGAUAGUUUGUCUCUGUGGCUCCGCGAGCGGAGUCUGUCUGAAUAAAGACGCCAAUAAUGCGAAGUGACUAGAUGGGAGCCAAGACGUAAAACUAGGGAAGAAGAGAUAAAGUGGCUUCAUGAAUAGGAAUGCCUGCCAGAUACCAGAAUUGGAGGUGAUGGAUGAAGAUCGGCAUAUUGAAGAAGUCUUGGAUAAGUUUGUUAAUUGUCACGAGCAAACAUAUGAAGAAUUUCUGAGCACUUUCACUCAUCUUUCAAAAGAUAAUGUGACCAAAAGAGGAGCCUUUGGAACCAAUUCUUCAGAAAACAAUUUUACUUCAGUAAAAUUUACUCAGAGAAAUGAACCAAAUGAUCACCAUCUUAGCAAUAAAGCCAUCUUUCUUCGUACUUCGUCACAGUGUUCAGAAGAGGAACAGAUAGUGAUGGAUGAAGGCCAAAAAGUUGGCAGUUCCUUUCAAGGUGAUCUGAAUCGGGCAGGAAAGGUGAAGGUAGACAACUUCCUUGAUUUAGAAGAUUUGGACUUGGAUGAAGAGAUUAAGCCCCAAAUGAGUAAGGAUUUGCUGCUGCUUCCAGGAGAGGUGGAGCAGGACAUGAGCAUGAGUGUUCCUUCUUACAUUCCUUCCGUGGCCCAGCCUCUUACCUCUGGAGUGAAGCCAAGGCCCACUGGAAAAAGAGCAGACAAACAAAGGGAAGAGAUAGUCGGAGAUGAAGUUCGGCCCUUCUCACUUGAUGAAGAAUUUGAUUAUGACGCUGUGAUGCUGACCCCCAAGUUCACUCCUGCAGAGAUAGAUGCCAUCAAAGAGCUAUGCAAGCAAAAGAGCAAGAGCACAGACUUAGAGAAACCCCGUGACUGAUCCAUUAAGACAUCUUCGUGUUUAUUUUUAUUUUGUUCUUAUUCGAGCAACAUUAGAAUAAAAUAUAUACCUACUAUAAUCCUUUUU
Balaenoptera musculus (blue whale) is the source of this 964-nucleotide messenger RNA. RefSeq names its product intraflagellar transport associated protein (gene IFTAP). Bases 143 to 877 code for a protein of 244 amino acids. The transcript is spliced from 7 exons. Gene Ontology annotation, cellular component: 9+0 non-motile cilium; cytosol. Gene Ontology annotation, molecular function: intraciliary transport particle A binding. NCBI's taxonomy places the organism in Eukaryota, Metazoa, Chordata, Mammalia, Artiodactyla, Balaenopteridae. Gene Ontology annotation, biological process: spermatogenesis; acrosome reaction. The record is from RefSeq and is a predicted model, not a curated record.